Molecule: messenger RNA, 1773 nt
Organism: Penicillium canariense
Lineage: Eukaryota; Fungi; Ascomycota; Eurotiomycetes; Eurotiales; Aspergillaceae
Product: fungal specific transcription factor domain-containing protein
Exons: 2
Coding region: 1-1773 (590 amino acids)
Biological process (GO): DNA-templated transcription
Molecular function (GO): zinc ion binding; DNA binding
Source: RefSeq, a predicted model, not a curated record
AUGAUGGCGGCAGGGCCUUCUUCCUACCGCAACAACAACAAUAUCGACACCAUCGCCAAAAAGAGCCUUCAGAGCACGCUGAAACUCAACCAUCUCCCUCUCCAGGCUGGUAAUAGCAAGCAAUCCGGCGCGGGGACGAUCGGAAAACUGCUGUCCGGGGAUGGCAAAUCGCGGUAUAUCGACAGCAGCCUCUGGCUCGAUGCGGAAGAAGUCGACAUGCGGGAAAUCUCUGAACACGAGGAAGAAGAGGAAGAACACGACCCAACAGCGAUCGGGCCCGGCUCACUGAUUGAAGAUCCGAUCUCGGGUGCGCUGCUGGGGGUUUCGCAUAGUUUGGACCAGUAUCAUCCCCGUCACGUGGAUGCUAUGAAGCUCUGGACGGUACAUGUUCACAAUGUUGAACUUCUUUGCAAAAUGCUGCAUAUCCCUACGACCGCCAACAUGGUCGAGAUCGCCUCCCAGCAACUGGCCGCAGCCUCCAAAGCAAACGAGUGUCUGCUCUUUGCCAUCUACCAUUCCGCAGUGUUCUCGAUAACAGACGAGGACUGCGUGCAGGAAUUCCGUCAGUCACGCACGCCGCUGAUGUCGCUUUAUCGAAAUGCAUUUCAACAGGCACUGAUCAAUGCAUCGUGGCUGAAGACUACUGAAAUGCCGGUUCUGCAGGCCCUUGUCCUUUUUUUGGUUGCGAUGCGCACGCAAAUGGAUCCGCAUACGUUUUGGAUUUUGACGGGCGUUGCAGUCCGGAUUGCGCAGCGCAUGGGGCUUCAUCGUGACGGUGAGAGUCUUGGUUUGCCCCCCUUUGAGGUUGAGAUUCGGCGUCGGCUCUUCUGGCAGCUUCUCCCCUUGGAAGGCUACGCGGGCCAGGUUUCAGGCACGGGGAUUGCCUUGGCCCCGGAUAGUUGGGACACCAAACAGCCGUUGAAUAUCAACGAUGACCAGAUCUAUCCCGGCAUGACGCAGCGUCCUGUUGAGCAGAAAGGUGCUUCGGAGAUGAUCUUCUGUCUGACGAAGGCGGAAAUAUCCAAUUUCUACACCCGAACAGGUGUGCGGAUGAAGGAAGUCGGCGCCUCGAUUCAAUUCCGCGCCAGUACGGAGUUGGAGAGUGCCAUAGACCGGGUCCUAGGGAUCAUCGAAACCAAGUAUCUGCGAUACUGUGACAUAGGGAACCCACUCCACUUCCUGACGCUGGGGAUCGCUAGGUCGGCGGCCAAUAUGGCACGACUGCGCAAUCGAAUGACGAAGCGGACCAACAUCGACGAUCGGGAAAGGAGAGAGCUCUUUCAUCUAGCGCAGACGAUUCUAGAUACCGACAGCGUUCUCUGCAGUAACCCCAAUCUAAAAAAUUUCCAAUGGCAAAUCAAGGUCUUCUUCCUCUGGGAUGCACUCUUGUGUAUGCUGACCAGUCUGGCCAAGGUUGGAUUUCUAUCUGGUGCCGAACUGAAUACCACUUGGAGGAAGAUGGAAAACAUCUAUUCUAAUCGCCCGGAAAUUCUCGAGGCGAGAAAAGGGGGAGCUCUUCACAUCGCCCCGGCCUUCAUCACGACGCUGCGCUCCUCGUACCGUAAGACGAAACCGAAGAUAACGGGGAGUCCAGAUUACAACAAUAUCAAUAACCCUAACGGCAACGACGACAAUGAUGACAAUACCACGAGCGAUGCAGUGACAGAAGAGAGCUUGUCCCCCUCGUUGGAUGAUAUUUUCUCGAGUUUGGAUGGGGCCGAAUUGGAUUUUGGGUCUGCGGAUUGGACGUUUUGGGAUCAAUUAUAUCGCUGA